Molecule: messenger RNA, 693 nt
Organism: Candida tropicalis MYA-3404
Lineage: Eukaryota; Fungi; Ascomycota; Pichiomycetes; Serinales; Debaryomycetaceae
Exons: 1
Coding region: 1-693 (230 amino acids)
Molecular function (GO): FMN binding
Source: RefSeq, a predicted model, not a curated record
AUGUGGCAAUACGCGUUACAACAAUGUAUAAAAGAUGAAUUAUCCAAGACUGAUAAUAACCCACCGUUUACCACGUUCCAAUUAGCAACCAUUGAUAGCAAGACAGGUUAUCCAAGUAAUAGAACAGUCGUAUACCGAGGAUGGUUAUUUGAUAAUAUAGAAACUAGUGUAAUCACUUUCACAACCGACAAGCGUAUGCAAAAGUACAACGAAUUAUUGCAGAAUGAUAAAUUCGAAGCAGUGUUUUAUUUCGGACAUUUGAAGAAACAGUUUAGAUUACGAGGUAGAGCUCAAAUAAUCGAUGAAGAACAUAAACCAUUAUUGGCUGACUUGGCCCAGUCAUUUAUUCCUAGAAAUAAUAGUUUUGAUAAUUUGACAAUAUCAUAUGUGUCCCCAUCAGGUGACCAAUGGAAAGACGAAAUACAGAGACAAUGGGACAGUUUAUCGAAACAUUUAAAGAAAUCAUUCAUAAAGCCACCCCCUAAAGAAGAUUUAAAUGGAACCAAUGCAAAACUAAUCAGUUCGAUCCAUAGAGGUGUUGAUGGGAAACAUGAAGAUUACGGAAUUAAAAAUUUUGCUGUCAUUGGGUUAUUUGUUGAAUACGUUGAUUAUUGUGAUUUGGAUAAAGAUAGAAGGUAUAUCUAUCAAUUAGAUGAGAAUCAACAAUGGAAUGAACAUGAAGUAUGUCCUUAG